AUGAGUAUGAUGAUGGUACAUCUGUUCCUUGUAUCCUGCGUGGUGGCGGUAAUGUCCGCCUUCCCCCAGCCCGGCCACGACCAUGGGUUCCACGUGGAGUACAAGGAAGAUUACUACGACCCUCACCCCAAGUACAAGUUCGAGUACGGCGUCCACGACAGCCACACUGGUGAUGUCAAGAGCCAGAAGGAGGAACGUGACGGGGAUGUGGUGCACGGCAGCUACGAGCUGGUGGAGGCGGACGGUUCCAAGCGCGUCGUCCACUACACAGCUGAUCACCACACUGGCUUUAACGCUGUCGUCCACAGGGAACACAACGUCCAUCCUCAACAUUACCAACAUCACCAGGAACACAUCCCAGAACACCACGAAUACUCACAUCUGUUCCUGGUAUCCUGCGUGCUCGCAGCGACAGUGGUCGCCUUCCCCCAGCACGGCUACGGCCAUGACAACGACCACGGGUUCCACGUGGAGUACAAGGAAGACUACUACGACCCUCACCCCAAGUACAAGUUCGAGUACGGCGUCCACGACAGCCACACAGGUGACAUCAAGAGCCAGAAGGAGGAACGUGACGGGGAUGUGGUGCACGGCAGCUACGAGCUGGUGGAGGCGGACGGUUCCAAGCGCGUCGUCCACUACACAGCUGAUCACCACACUGGCUUUAACGCUGUCGUCCACAGGGAACACAACGUCCAUCCUCAAAAUUACCAACAUCACCAGGAACACAUCCCAGAACACCAUGAAUAUUCACAUUAUUAA
Molecule: messenger RNA, 762 nt
Organism: Homalodisca vitripennis (glassy-winged sharpshooter)
Lineage: Eukaryota; Metazoa; Arthropoda; Insecta; Hemiptera; Cicadellidae
Product: histidine-rich glycoprotein-like
Exons: 3
Coding region: 1-762 (253 amino acids)
Cellular component (GO): extracellular matrix
Source: RefSeq, a predicted model, not a curated record